This is a messenger RNA of Hibiscus syriacus, 1997 nucleotides long. RefSeq lists its product as uncharacterized. The transcript has a single exon. Gene Ontology annotation, molecular function: S-adenosylmethionine-dependent methyltransferase activity. The record is from RefSeq and is a predicted model, not a curated record. The coding region runs from base 370 to 1908 and encodes 512 amino acids. NCBI's taxonomy places the organism in Eukaryota, Viridiplantae, Streptophyta, Magnoliopsida, Malvales, Malvaceae.
CCCUCCAACUCAUCCCCUUUCCGCUUUCUUUCUCAACGCCACCGUCCACGGCCGCCGCCGCCGCUGCAGCGAUAGCUAACUGAUAGUUAUGGACUCCCUCACUCCGUGAACAGAGAGAGAAACAAACAUGCAUUCCCGUUUUGCCCUUCCUUUCCGUUUCUAUUUUCCGAUUCCUUCUCCUUUACUUUCCAGAUCUCUCGUCGGCGCCAACCAUACCUCUGCUCGUUUCUGCUCCCGUUAAUCUCUCCUCCAUUUUCAACGAUUGUUUCCCAUUUUUGUUGAUUAAAAUCCACAUUCCAACAGAUACAUCUCAAACGACGAAAACAGCUUUAUUUUUUGUUUUUUUCCCUCUAUAUAGUUACUGUCAUCAUGGAACCUGCUACAGGGAAGCCUAGCCUUUUCAGGAAUAUUCUGGCGCGAGCUCUUCUUUUCGGUGUUUUCAUCCUGGUCGUCCGAUUUGCUUACGUGGUUACAAUCACCGGCGAGUCUUGCAACCGCGGCGACUUUUGCUUCUUCUCCAUGCCGCAGAGUCUCAACUUUGUCAUACCUGGUGCUGGAGUCUCCGCCAUCGUCGGAAACGACGCCGUCUCACGGGCCGAUCCUCGCCGGGAACUCUAUACCAGCAAGGAGUGGAUCAGGGCUGUCCGUUUCUACUCCUCGGUAUUCCAAGAUCUGAUCUCUGACGGUUACCUCUCGCCUCACUCCAAGUCUCUCUGCGUGGAGACACCCUUGGGACAAGAAGUUUUCACCUUGAAAGAUAUAGGCGUGGAAGAUUCCAUCGGAAUUUCAAAGAAAGCGGCCAAGCCCUUGGUGAUUAAAGGUGAGGGGCAUCAGAUACCGUUCAAUGAUAAUACUUUUGACUUCAUAUUCACAGGUGGUGGCCGCCUUGAUGUAUCGGCGCGUCUCUCGAAUUUUGAGUCGGAAAUCACUCGGACACUCAAACCCGAAGGGUUUGCAGUGGCCCACAUCAAGGCUAAUGAUACCUAUAGCUUGAAUUCUUUACUUGAUUUGUUCAGUUCUUUCAAAUUAGUUAAAAUGCUUGAUAUGGAAGGUUUCGAUUCAUCAAUGCCUUUUGUUAGAGAAAUUGUAUUGAGAAAAGAAGCUGGAGUUCUUAACCAUGGCGGCAAGAAGAUUCCAGAUGGUAAUUCUGGUAAUAAGUGCUCGAUUCCGGGGCAUAAAAGAGAAUUAGUGGAGAAGGCAGAGCCGCUUAUUGAGGAGGAGCCCUUAAAGCCAUGGAUCACCUUGAAAAGAAAUAUAAACAAUGUGAAGUAUUUGCCAUCAAUGGUUGAUAUCAGCUUCAAGAGUAGAUAUGUAUAUGUCGAUGUUGGUGCUAGGAGUUACGGUUCGAGCAUCGGAAGCUGGUUCCGAAAACAAUACCCCAAACAGAACAAGACCUUUCAUGUAUAUGCUAUCGAAGCAGAUAAGCAUUUUCAUCAACAAUAUGAUUCGAAGAAGAAAACGGUUACAUUGUUGCCUUACGCCGCAUGGGUAAGGAACGAGACGUUGCAGUUCGAGAUCAAUCGCGAUCCUGGCCAGGAAGAAGUGAGUGAACUCAAGGAUAAAGGCAGAGGGAUGGGCAGAAUACAACCUGUGAAAUCGAGCGGAGGCGAGGUGGACAAGAUUCAAGGGUUUGAUUUCGCGGAGUGGUUGAAGAACACAGUGACCGAAAGUGAUUUCGUAGUGAUGAAAAUGGACGUCGAAGGAACCGAAUUCGACUUGAUUCCUCGUCUAUUCGAAACAGGUGCAAUCUGUUUGAUCGACGAGAUCUUCCUCGAAUGCCAUUAUAAUAGGUGGCAAAGGUGUUGUCCCGGUCAGAGAAGUACCAAAUACGAGAAGAAUUACGGCCAAUGCUUGCAACUGUUCACUUCGCUCCGAGACAGCGGUGUUCUUGUCCAUCAAUGGUGGUGACUGGCAAGUGAAAAGUAAGCCUUUUACCUUGUUUCUGUAAUGGCUUAUAUGAUAUGAACUCUCACAUCCAAAGUGUUUUUUUUAUUUCA